This is a messenger RNA of Penaeus vannamei (Pacific white shrimp), 639 nucleotides long. The record is from RefSeq and is a predicted model, not a curated record. Lineage: Eukaryota; Metazoa; Arthropoda; Malacostraca; Decapoda; Penaeidae.
UGAAAACAGAAAGCAUAGUAUAAGAAUUCAUCAUCACGCAGUCCCACAGCAAAUACGAGCAGAAACGUAGCCGAGGCAUUGCGCUGUCCUUUGAUGGCGCAACUGGUAACUUAGCGUAUGAUGAUUCAUUUACUCAGGGAUGGUGCCUAUAUACAAUGGUCCCAUGACGUGAUCUCGCGGUCUGGGCGCGGAAUGUCUCGCAAAAAGAACAGCCACCGACCGCUGCCCCGCAACUCACUCCUCCCGCAUCUUAGCUGAUACUUUUUAUGAUAACUGAAAGCUGAGGUGAGCGUUAUCCUCACGUAAGGGGAGCAGCCGGCUUUCGCCAGAAGUAGGAAAGAGAAAUAUAAGUAUGCAACUGCUCAAAACAAAAGGAGGUAAAGGUGUAAUAAGAGGAUCAUGGCAGCUGCAGAUGACAGUUUUGAUCAGAAUGAUGGCGACGAUUUCUUUCAGUAUGAAGAGGAGGAGACAGGAGAGGCUCAGUCAGAAGCUGUCAUUUCCACCUGUUCGGGUGGUCGUAAAAGACUCUUUUCAAAGGAGCUGCGGUGCAUGAUGUAUGGCUUUGGGGACGACCAGAACCCCUACACGGAGAGCGUUGAUCUCCUUGAAGACUUAGUCAUUGAAUUCAUAACGCAAAUG